This is a messenger RNA of Tinamus guttatus (white-throated tinamou), 4047 nucleotides long. Lineage: Eukaryota; Metazoa; Chordata; Aves; Tinamiformes; Tinamidae. The record is from RefSeq and is a predicted model, not a curated record.
CUUUGUUGUUUCAGAUCCAGUGGACGAAACUGAAAACACACCCAAUCUGCCUGUACCUGGAUAAAGUGGAGGUGGAGAUGCGGACGUGCGAAGAGCCUCGGCCGCCCAACGGACAGUCUCCCAUUGCCCUUGCUGCAGGUCAAAGUGAAUACGGCUUCGCUGAGAAGGUCGUGGAGGGGAUGUUUAUCGUGGUCAAUUCCAUCACCAUCAAGAUUCACUCCAAGGCCUUUCAUGCUUCUUUCGAGCUGUGGCAGCUCCAGGGCUACAGCGUCAACCCAAACUGGCAACAGAGCGACCUGCGGCUCACACGCAUCACGGACCCGCAGAGAGGAGAGGUUUUGACAUUCAAAGAGCUCACCUGGCAGACACUUCGGAUAGAGGCAGAUGCCACUGACAAUGGGGAUCAGGAUCCUGUUACUACUCCUCUGAGACUCAUUACCAACCAAGGGAGGAUCCAGAUCUCUCUCAAGAGAAGGAUAACACCACCUGCUCCAAGUGCUCAGCAGUCCUGGUCUCAGUCAUUUGGAGUCAGCCCAAGUGCAAGCAGCAUUGGCCAAUACUUUGAUAAACAUGAUAUGAAGGAGUCGUCGUACCACCUCCUCAUCUCACGCCUGGACCUGCACCUCUGUGAUGACAGCCACACUCGGGAGUCAGGUGCUCAGAAGCACGGGAUGCUGGGCGGUGCCAUACAGCUGACCUUCAGGAGAAUGGCCUUUGACUACUAUCCUUUCCACAGGGCAGGAGAUGCCUGCAAGCACUGGGUGAGGUACAGCGAGGCCAUGGAAACCCGGGGGCAGUGGGCAAAGAAGUUGGUCAGUGAAUUUCAAAGCAAGAUUGAGAAGCACUAUGAAGAAAUGGACCCUUCCUUUACCAAGACUCCACCUUCUCCCUUCAAAAAGAAACCAGAUGCUUCGAGUCCUCAUAAAAGUCCCCCGGAGAAAGGCCGGGUCCCUCCCUCCAGCUUGCCGCAACUGCGGCACCCUGCCUGGAACCGCCUUCGCUCCAGCUGUGUGCUGCUCCGCGUGGAUGACCUAGACAUCCACCAGGUUUCUACAGCUGGUCAACACAGUAAGAAACCCUCCACGUUGCUUUCAUGUAGCAGAAAAUUCCUCAACCUUCCAGAUCAGGUGUCUGCAAUCCAUAUUGAGUUCACAGAGUAUUACUUCCCAGACAAUCAGGACUUUCCAGUUCCGUGCCCAAACCUGUACGCACAGCUGAACGGCCUGACACUCACCCUGGAUACAGCGAGUGUGCUCUGGAUAAACCUCUUCUGCCUGGAUCUUUAUCGCAGCUUGGAGCAGUUCAAAGCCAUCUACAAGCUGGAGGAUUCGGGCGAGCACGAUGAGCACGUGGACGUUCGCCUGGAUGGCUUCCGGCUGAAGCUCAACAUCCCUGUGGAGAAGAAGGUUGCCGACCAUCGCGAUCGCCCGCGGGCGCUGUGCGUGCGCGCGGCGCAGGUGACUGCCACCAACACCCGCCACGCUCCCCUCUGCAGCUGCCAGGACCUCCAGAGCCUCUUCCGUAAAUUUGCCAAUUCCGAAUUUUUCCACUCUACCUAUUCGCAGUUCCCAAGGUCUCAGGACAAUUUCAGCCUUCUCCACACCCUUUUCCUGCGCCAUGCGUAUCAAGUGGAUGACAGACCUCGGAAGCAGACAGGCUUUUCCCAGACGUUUCCCAAGGCCUCUGCCUCUGAAGACCUGUGGUCUGUGAAUUUCACAGAGCUUUCCCUGGACUUUGAGGGGGCAGAGAGCUCAAAGGGCAGAGCCAUUAAUUUUAUUUCCUCUUUUCCCCUUUCCAUUUGGGCCUGCCUUCCCAAGAGAUGGGCAGAAGCUCAGGUGUCUAAACGACAGGCAUUAGCUGCCUCUGAAUUGAAAAUCAAGCCUUCUGCCAGCUUUAGCAAUCACUCCAUGAAUGAGAAUCUUUCCAAGGAGCAUGGGAUUUGCCAGAGAUCAAAGACCGACCAAGAUCUGAAGAACAUCUACAAGGUCCCAGAGACGAUGGGCGUCUUGGCAGAACGUGACUAUGAAAAUGAUGCUGGAGUAGCUGAUAAAGAGCUGGAGUCCUCUGCUGAUAUCCAUGUGCUUUUGUCCUCAUCUGUUCCUGUCAAAGUUCGACUCAACCACUACCAGUAUUUGGUGCUGCUGAGGAUGAAAGAGGUUUUGCAAACACUACAGGAGCAGCUGGCUCAAGAUACACAGGAAGUGACGGGGUCUCCUUUAGAUCCCAUGUCUGCUUGUGUCGGAGUUAUGUUCCAUAGUGCCGAAUUGGCCCUAAUCAUGAACCCUGUGCCAGGCUCCGGCUUGGAACCUCGAUCCCUCGACUCGGACACGACCAGCCUGAUAGAAUCAGAGCUCUCGCCCUCAGACAGCAAGGAGGGGCUGGCGGCUGAAGAGAAGGAGCUGAAAUCAGAGAGCAGCUCAGAGAAGGGAGCAAUCAGCAGCUCCAGGGCCCCAGAAGACAGCGGGGCUGAAGAUGCAGACCCGGCUGUGACCGCGGCGCUGCCCGAGAGCCUCCCGCGAUCCGCGAGCGACGGAGCCCUGGGCACGAGUCCGUGCGACGGGAGCGCGGAGGAGAAGGGCCCGGUGGAGGAGGCCCAUGAAGCGGUGGAAGCGCUGGGUGCCGAAGGAGCGGCGGAGUCCAACCGGCCUCGGAGCCCUCCCGCCCUCCCGUCCGGCCCGACCUCGGAUGUGCAGCCCUUGAGGAGAGGGAGCGUCGCUCUCAAUGGCCAAGCAGAGCUCAUCCCGUUAAAAAACCUGGAGGUGGAGCUGUCUAGCGCGCUGCAUAUCACAAAGGAUGCCACUAAGGAAGCUCUGCACGCGACGAUGGACCUCACCAAAGAAGCCAUGUCUAUAACGAAAGACGCUUUGAGCCUGAGCCGGGAGAAGGUGACCUCCACCAUGCAGAAAAUGCUCUCUCUCCCACCAAUCAAGGAUGCUGCGCCGAAGGCAGAAGAGGGAGCCGUGACUCCCGGCGGGGGCGGCGGGCGGACCGCGGGGGUGUUCGAGGGCAGCGACGGCUUCGUGAUGCUCACGGACUCGGAACCCAGCCUGGAUCCUCUUUCCUCAGUACAUCUCCCUCAGGUGCACAAUGACACGGGCAGCAGAGGAAGCCCGAUGGCAGCAGAUGACAGCAGAGCAUCUCCUGAAAUAAAUAGCUCCACUUCACAGAGCGUAGAAGACCCCAGCCUUCAACUGGUGUCCGUCCUUGUGCUGAAGAUGAAUGAGGUGAACUGUGGGAUAGAGGCAAGAGCGGAUGAUUUGUCUGUGGCUUUACAAGUCAUGGAGGUGGUUCCAGAGCAGCUCAGCAAUGUUGGGAUGUGGCAGUAUCUGUGUGGCUAUCUGGGGGCUGCAGGUGCAGAGGAGCCGUCGGUGCCCACGGCUGGCAAGACCCAGGCCGAGGUGUGCGUGCGCCUCGAGGUGGGGCCCGGCGCCGCGUGGCGCUCGCCGCUCGCCGUCCAGAACGGCUUCCUCCACAUGCUGGUCCACAGCUACACAGCAGAGCUCUUCAUGUCCUUCCUUACUAACCUCGGGCCCUUCCUGGAGGAUGAAAUCAUCCCAGAGGUGAUGCCCAUGGAGAUAGAAAUUGUGAACACCAAAAUCACGUUGAAGGAUGACAGCCCGCAGGUGUACCCCACCUCGCCUGGCCCCGUGCCCAUCACCCUGGCAGUCGGUCACGUCACUGUGAAGCGCAGAGACGAUGGCGUUUUCUGUCUAACAGCACCACAAGGGGAAGGCUCACCGAAACAGGAAAAACCUGUGUCAGCUUUUAAGGAACAGACAGUCCCAGCAGAGUGUGUCCCAGCAGGAGGGAUCUGUGGAUUGCAGCUAAAGGAAGUGCCAGAGCUGCAAAGGGAGCUGCAGACCGUGAAAACAGCCCUUGCAGAAGCCAACAGGGACAGGGCCCGGCUGCUGCAGGAAAUUAGGAAAUACAAUCCCCUCUUCCAGCUCUGACAGUGGAGGCCCAGGCCGCAGCAGCUCAGGAGGAGUGGAGACCACCAGCAGCACCAAGGCGGCUCGUUUGACUACACUGCUGCUAAAUGGGGCAACC